AUCAGGCCACGUUUGUUUUGUUUAUUAUUGCUAGGCUGAAAUUACCGAUGAAGUUAUUGGUAAAUGUUUUUAAUAUUCUGAAUAAAAAAGUCAAUAAAACCCGUUUUAUAAAUACAUUUGCUUCAAUGGCUUGCAGUCGCUAUGAAUAUGUUAAAGGAUAUGAAACAGAAGACAGUAUUUUACCCAACGUGUGGAUAGUGGUACGAGUAGAUGGUAAAGGAUUUCACAAAUUUUCGAAAAUUCAUGAUUUUGAAAAGCCAAAUGAUGAGAAAGCUUUAAAUCUUAUGAACAAUGCAGCUCAAACUGUUAUGGAAGAAUUUCGAGAUAUUAUAAUUUCCUAUGGGCAAAGUGAUGAAUACUCUUUUGUUUUUCGUAAAGAAACUAAUGUAUUCAAUAGAAGACAAUCGAAAUUAUUGUCUUAUGUUACUAGUCUAUUUACCUCCUCAUACGUUAUGAAUUGGAACAAUUGGAUGGGUGAAAAGAAAUUACAGUACCCACCUUGCUUUGAUGGCCGUGUUGUUUUGUAUCCCUCUGAUCAGAAUCUGAGAGAUUAUUUAAGUUGGCGUCAAGCCGAUGUGCACAUUAACAAUUUGUAUAAUACAGCAUUUUGGAAUUUGGUCCUUAAAGGAGGUCUUACCAAUCAAGAGGCAGAAGCUGAAUUACGUGGAACAUUUUCUGCAGAUAAAAACGAAAUAUUAUUUUCUAAAUUUGGAAUAAAUUAUAACAGUCUCCCUGCAAUGUUUAGGAAAGGCACUAUAUUGCUAAGGAAAAAAGUAGCAUUAAGUGAAAACUGUACGAAUAGAAGACAAUUAAUUGUUCCAUUACAUGACGAUAUGAUAAGGGAUAAAUUUUGGAAACAACACACUGAAUUGUUGGGAAAAUAUGUUCCGGGAGAUUAUGAAAGCAAAAUGGAAAUUUUAGAUUAUCCUGAAUUAUUAACGAGACAAAUGAAAAUGUUAGAUAUAAAAGAUAGUUGAAUUAUUGAACAUAUGUAAGUAUGGAUGUAUUUAUUAUUUAAAGAAAAAUAAAAAAAUAAAAAAAACUUAACUUUA
This is a messenger RNA of Calliphora vicina (urban bluebottle blowfly), 1052 nucleotides long. RefSeq names its product tRNA-histidine guanylyltransferase (gene THG). NCBI's taxonomy places the organism in Eukaryota, Metazoa, Arthropoda, Insecta, Diptera, Calliphoridae. The transcript has 2 exons. Gene Ontology annotation, molecular function: magnesium ion binding; tRNA guanylyltransferase activity. Bases 48 to 977 code for a protein of 309 amino acids. Gene Ontology annotation, biological process: tRNA modification. The record is from RefSeq and is a predicted model, not a curated record.